AUGCGCAGAGCACUACGGCACCAGAACACCAGUGCGCAGAAGCAAAGGCAGUCGACGUCAGGAGCAGGCGCAGUGUGAACGUCGGUCUCGAGAAGUGGAUCCUUUUUUUGCGUCUGUCGAAGAAAGGCUGUGGAAGAAUCCCUGUCCAGCGGUAGGUGGCUGAGAAAUCUAUCCUAGGAUAUUGGAAGAGAAAAUCUGCAUCAGGAAAAUCGAAACAAACCCCGUACCUAGACAUUAGGUCUCUCGAUCCAUUGGGACCUGAAGAUUUGCAAAUCUGAAGGGACUUGAUUGACCAUCUCAGCUGGAAACUGGGAGAGGCCGCUCCUGCUGUUGGAAGGGAUUGACCCAGUUGGGAAACAUGCUGACACGCCAGCGGGCUCGCAAAAGUGAAAGACUGUUCAUCUGCUCCGUGUGUGGGAAGAGCUUUAGCUGUUCAUCCAACCUGCGGGCACACCAAAUCGAUCACAUUGAAAGGCAUCUUCAACGUUCUGACCCUGGGGACAGCUUUGAAUCCUCUGAGGAAAUAAUCCAAAAUCACACUGAUGAGAGGCCAUUCAGUUGCUCCCACUGUGGAAAGAGGUUUAGUCUGUCCUCCCGCCUCGGGGAGCACCAGCUCCUUCACAUUCACGAGAGACCGUUCAGCUGCUCUCAUUGUGGGGAGGUUUUCAGUGGGCCAGAGCAUCUCGCUGAGCACCAGCAAGUUCACACCAAGGACAGGCCUUUCAGCUGCUCCCACUGUGGGAAGAGAUUCACUCAAGCCUCCCACUGCAUUAACCACCAACCGGUUCACUCGGCUAACAGACCUUUUAAAUGUUCUAAAUGUGAGAAAACCUUUAAAAGAAAGAUUCAUCUGUUGAACCAUCAGACCACGCACAUCAAGGAGAGAUUGUUUUUCUGCUCUGUGUGUGAGAAGAGAUUCACUCAUCCAUUCCAUCUUCUGACACACAAACGGAUUCACACUGGGGAGAGGCCAUUCAGCUGCUCUGUGUGUGGGAAGGGAUUCACUCGGGCAUCUGACCUUUCGACACACAAACGUGUUCACAUUGGGGAGAGGCCAUUUUCUUGCUCCAUUUGUGGCAAGGGAUUCACUCGUUCGACCUACCUUCUGAUGCACAAACAUGGUCACACCAGAGAGAGGCCGUUUUCGUGCUCUGUUUGUGGGAAGAAAUUCAGUCAGUAUUCUAUCCUGCUAACACACCAGCGGGUUCACACUGGGGAGAGGCCAUUCAUCUGCUCUGUGUGUGGGAAGAGUUUCCCUCGGAUGUGUCACCUUUUAAUACACAAGCGUGUUCACACUGGGGCGAAGCCAUAUGUUUGUGGCGUGUGCGGGAAGGGAUUUACUUACUUCCACCACCUGCAGAAACACCGUCCUGUUCACACCAAAAAGAGGGUGUUCACCUGCUCCACAUGUGGGAAGGCAUUCACUCUGUUGCCCAGAUUGCAGAGACACCAACGCAUUCAUGCUGGGGAGAAGCCAUUCACCUGCCCUGUGUGUGAAAGGAAAUUUACACAGUUAUACGAUCUGGUGAGACACCAGCAGGUUCACAACAGGAAGAAGCUGCUCACCUGCCCUGUAUGUGGGAAGAAAUUCGCUCAGUUAUCUAAGCUCGAAGCACAUCAGCGAGUUCACACUGGGGAGAAGCCAUUCCUCUGCUCUGUGUGUGGGAAGCGUUUCCCUCGUUUGCCUUACCUUAAAAUACACGAGCGAGUUCAUACUGGGCUGAGGCCAUUCACCUGUCCCGUGUGUGGUCAGGGGUUUGUUUAUUCGUCCCAUCUUGUGAGACACCAGCGUAGUCACACUGGAGAGCGGCCAUUCAAAUGCUCUGUGUGCGGGAAGGGAUUUACUGAUUCAUCCCACCUGCAUAGACACCAAAGAGUUCACGCCAGGGAGAGUCAGCUCACUUGCUCUUUGUGCAAUCAGAGAUUUACCCGGCCAUCCAGCCUGCUGAAACACAAGCAAAUUCACGUGUUUGAGGCAGAGCUGGAUUCUGUUCUUGCUGCUGUGAAACAGAUCAAGGACUGAAUCCUUUUCCUUUUGAAUGGUAGAUUAUUUCAGUUACUCCAGCUCCCAGUAGCUCCCAGAAUGUCUCUCCUAACAUCGGUAUUGUGACGUCUCAUUGGAAAUUGUACACUGGAAAUUGUCCUGCUAUUCCUGGAGUCAUCACAGAAGGUCUAAAUUUAUCAACGAGUGCAAUGUUCCCAAUUAUUGUCCAAAAGACCCAGACUAGCAGAAAACAUAGACCAGGCUUCUGUACUUAACAAGAUCAACCAUUUAUUACAAAUAGAUUCUAACCAUAGGUAAACAGCUAUAAUCUGUGAAUAUAUAAUCUACAAGUCAAAACUCUAAAAUGCCUUUCUAAAAAGCUCCUACAUUCUAAGGCAAAGGAGAAAAAGCAUACAGGCAAUUGACCCAUUAUCUAUGAAGUCUCUUUGUUACCGAUAAACAUCUUGCACCAAUUGAUAAAGGAAAAUUCUACUGGCUUUAUUCAAGCUUUAAGUAUUUUACUGGAAAGAAAGACACACCACUUCUCCUGCCAUAGGUCCAAAGUCUUCUGCCAGUAUCAUUCCCACCCACAAGAUGUUCAGCUUCCCAGGUCCACAACAGUUCACAACUCCACAAAGCAAGAAUCUCUUGUCUCCCUGGUGCCAGCCCAUCUGCCAACAAUCUCUCCCACUGUUUAAACCUGGUUUCAAUGUAAAUCCAUUCAGUGUAUUGAACAGAGACCUGCAGGUUGUUGAUACUGUUAAAGCUGCUAGUUUACUCCUAUACUGCUCUUUGUUUGUCUGUAGUGGGCAAUGUCUGAACUUUUGUCUCAGUGGAACCUUCACUGUUCUGAAAUGUGGGUGGAUGUUAAUGAGGCUCGCAUCCUAUGUCAAGAGUUGUAGAAAUGCAAAGUAGUGAAAUUAUCCCAAAUUGUUGCAAACCUUAUUUAUAUCUGACUUGGAGGACUGCUUGCAGUUCUGGUGGUUAUGUUAUGGAAAAAGUACAGAGAAUCACUCGAGUAUGUAAAGAAGAUCGAGAAGGAUGAUUCCAGAAAUGUAUGUGUGUACAGAUCAGGAAAAGAUUGAUUGAAAAGUUGGGUCACUUUUCUCUUAAGAAACGAAAGCUGAAGGGGUGAUCUAGAAUUAGAAUAAAGGUUUUGUCAAAGAGGAUGCAGGGAGAAUCCCUCCUGUUUUGAAGGAGAGUAUAAUGAGAGACCAUCAAUAUAAAAUGAUCACCAAGAAGUUCCGUGGAGAAUUAAGAAGAAACAUUUUGCUCCAGAGAGUGGAGAAUGUGAAGCUGACUACCACAGUGUAGUUAGAUAGUUUAGAUGUGUUUAAAGAGAAGCUGGAUAAGCGCAAGAGGAGAAAAGAGAAUAGAGAGUUACAAUGGUAGAUUUAGAUGAGGAAAGAUGAAUGGAUCUUAUGCACCACCGUGAACUGGUUGGACCAGAUAUAUCCUAUGUAAUUGAGCUCUAAAUGCAAACAGUGUUACUUCUACUUGUGUCUGGAAGCUGCAUGACAUUAAGCUGAAAAUGAACACCAAACUCCAUCAGGACAUUGCUCCAGACAGCAGGUUGGGGAGGAUAGAGUCCUGCUAAAGGACCACGUCAAAUCUCUGGAACACUUCCACCAAAGACAGCUGAGGAUCAUCAUGAGAAUUUGAUGGCAAAAUUAUAAACAGUGAGGUUCUCCAUUGUGCUGGGUUCACCUGCAUAGCCAAUUACAGCAUUCCCAAGCAGUCAUUCAAUGGGUAACAGUCUUGGAGUAAAAUACAUCAGGGAGGUCAGUAUGAACAAUAUAACUGUGCAGAGGUUUCCCUAGUACCACUUACAACAACAUGAACUGUCAGCUCUGUGGAUGUUCAGGCUGGUUUCACAUAGAGCUCUUCAAUCACAAGGGCACCUACAAAAGAUGACAAAAUCAUUUGGAUGAAUUCCAACAGAAAGGAAUCUACUAUCCUGUUCUCCAUGUUGGGUAACUAUCCUCUGUCUGUAUUAUUGCAGUGCUGUUAAUAAAGUUAUUAAAGUGACAAAAU
Rhincodon typus (whale shark) is the source of this 4018-nucleotide messenger RNA. RefSeq names its product zinc finger protein OZF-like. The record is from RefSeq and is a predicted model, not a curated record. Lineage: Eukaryota; Metazoa; Chordata; Chondrichthyes; Orectolobiformes; Rhincodontidae. Bases 359 to 2023 code for a protein of 554 amino acids. The transcript is spliced from 2 exons.